AAUCACGAAUACACUCCAAAAUUCUUUGCAAGAAGAAUCUGUGUUCGACUUAACUACUCUUCUGAUGAUCUAACUUUAUUAGUAGUGAAUGGUAGCUAAGCAAAAUCUUCAAGCUUUCUCCAAUUUCAGACUCACAGUAUAGAGUUUUUCAGCAUCAUAUAAGUAUCAACUGAUAAUCUCAUCUCUUCUCUAACAAGCAAUCAUGGGUUCAGCAGAGGCAGAGUACCAGCCCUUGCUACCCACACUUGAUUCACAUUCAAGAAUUCCAGACUUGUCAUCUCAGGCAAUUGAGGAGUUCUUGGAACAAACCACAGUGCCUCUGAGAUGGUGGCCUCGCCUUGUUGCAUGGGAGUCAAGGCUCUUAUGGUUAUUAUCUUGGGCAUCUAUUGUUGUCUCCAUAUUCAAUUUCAUGCUUAGCUUUGUCACCCAAAUGUUCGCUGGACAUUUGGGUGCUGUAGAGCUUGCUGGUGCUUCCAUUGCCAAUGUUGGAAUCCAAGGUCUUGCUUAUGGGAUUAUGCUGGGUAUGGCUAGUGCUGUGCAGACAGUGUGUGGCCAAGCCUAUGGAGCCAAGCAAUAUUCAGCAAUGGGGAUCAUAUGCCAGAGAGCUAUUGUGCUGCACUUGGGAGCAGCUGUUCUGCUCACAUUCCUCUACUGGUUCUCAGGCCCAGUGCUUAUAGCUAUGGGGCAAUCGGAGGACAUAGCUGAGCAAGGAGAAAUUUUCGCCCGCGGUUUGAUCCCUCAGCUAUAUGCAUUUGCCAUGAGCUGCCCUAUGCAGAGGUUUCUUCAAGCUCAGAACGUUGUGAACCCUCUAGCAUACAUGUCUGUUGGGGUCUUCUUUGUUCACAUUCUUCUCUCCUGGCUUGUUAUUUAUAAAUUGGAGUAUGGACUUCUGGGAGCAGCCUUAACACUAAGUUUCUCUUGGUGGCUUCUUGUCAUCUUGAACGGACUUUACAUUGUUCUGAGUCCUAAAUGCAAGGAAACUUGGACUGGCUUGUCUAUUAAUGCUUUCAGAGGAAUUUGGCCUUAUUUCAAGCUUACAGCUGCCUCUGCUGUCAUGCUCUGUUUGGAGAUAUGGUACAGCCAAGGAAUGGUACUCAUAUCAGGCCUUCUAUCAAACCCAACAAUCGCAUUAGACUCCAUUUCCAUUUGCAUGAAUUAUUUGAACUGGGAUAUGCAAUUUAUGCUGGGCCUAGCAGCAGCCAUCAGUGUUCGAGUAAGCAAUGAGCUAGGGGCUGGCCAUCCAAAGGUUGCAAAAUUUUCAGUAUUUGUAGUGAAUGGGACUAGCGUAUGCAUUAGUAUAAUAUUUAGCGUCAUUGUCCUGAGUUUUCGAGUUGCAUUGAGCAAACUCUUUACAAGUGACUCAGAGGUCAUAGAAGCAGUUUCCAAUUUGACUCCUCUGCUUGCCAUCUCUGUUUUUCUCAACGGUGUUCAACCCAUACUCUCAGGUGUGGCAAUUGGCAGUGGAUGGCAAGCUGUGGUGGCUUAUGUUAACCUAGUCACAUACUACAUUAUAGGUCUCCCCAUUGGAUGUGUACUUGGUUUCAAAACCAGUUUAGGAGUAGCAGGCAUUUGGUGGGGAAUUAUUAUUGGAGUUGUCUUCCAGACAAUAACUUUAAUUAUUCUGACUUCAAGAACAAAUUGGGAGGCUGAGGUUCAGAAAACUGUUGAACGUCUGAAUGAGUCUGCAAGACAGGCCUUGGAAUCAGGGGCCAAUCCUUAAUUUUCACACAGUAGGUUUCUUCUUCUCUUAUGGAUACAAGUUGCUCUUUAUGUGUAGUGAAGAUGAGAAUGAAAAAAUCAAAUCAUUCUUCUUCAUCAGCCAAGAGUUGUUGGGUUACCACUGUCUGAGGAUACAUCUGACCGUUGAUAUUUGAAAUUCAAGUCAUGUAAGUUGAGUGAAGAGAGUUUUAUAAAUUGAGAAAGAGUUUUCCCUUUUAUGCAGUUCAAAAUUGAAUGGAUUUCGUGAUUUAUAAUUGAAAUAGUUGGAACACUUUUAUUUUUAA
Manihot esculenta (cassava) is the source of this 2003-nucleotide messenger RNA. RefSeq names its product protein DETOXIFICATION 41. Gene Ontology annotation, biological process: xenobiotic detoxification by transmembrane export across the plasma membrane. Gene Ontology annotation, cellular component: vacuolar membrane. Gene Ontology annotation, molecular function: antiporter activity; xenobiotic transmembrane transporter activity. The transcript is spliced from 8 exons. Bases 203 to 1720 code for a protein of 505 amino acids. NCBI's taxonomy places the organism in Eukaryota, Viridiplantae, Streptophyta, Magnoliopsida, Malpighiales, Euphorbiaceae. The record is from RefSeq and is a predicted model, not a curated record.